Molecule: messenger RNA, 4456 nt
Organism: Erinaceus europaeus (western European hedgehog)
Lineage: Eukaryota; Metazoa; Chordata; Mammalia; Eulipotyphla; Erinaceidae
Gene: DPYD
Product: dihydropyrimidine dehydrogenase
Exons: 23
Coding region: 133-3210 (1025 amino acids)
Biological process (GO): uracil catabolic process; thymine catabolic process
Cellular component (GO): cytoplasm; cytosol
Molecular function (GO): NADP binding; dihydropyrimidine dehydrogenase (NADP+) activity; iron-sulfur cluster binding
Source: RefSeq, a predicted model, not a curated record
CUCCGCGCCACGGGUCCUGGGUUUCCAUUGCCACUCGAGCUUAGGCAAGCUGUCACUUCGGUCUUGUGGCUGGAGCUUGACGACGCGGGGAGGGUCUGUCUCUAGUAGACCGCAGACUAGGCACUGACUGCCAUGGCACCUGUGCUUAGCAAGGACGCGCCGGACAUCGAGAAUAUCCUGGCUUUAAAUCCUCGAACACAAACUCAUGCAACUUUGCGUUCCACUUCUGCUAAGAAAUUAGAUAAGAAACAUUGGAAAAGAAAUCCUGAUAAGAACUGCUUUAAUUGCGAGAAGCUGGAGAAUAAUUUUGAUGACAUCAAGCACACAACUCUUGGUGAGCGAGGAGCUCUCCGAGAAGCAAUGAGAUGUCUGAAAUGUGCAGAUGCACCUUGUCAGAAGAGUUGCCCAACUAAUCUGGAUAUCAAAUCCUUCAUCACAAGUAUAGCAAACAAGAACUAUUAUGGAGCUGCUAAGAUGAUUUUUUCUGACAACCCACUUGGUCUGACUUGUGGAAUGGUAUGUCCCACCUCUGAUCUUUGUGUAGGUGGAUGCAAUUUGUGUGCCACUGAGGAGGGACCAAUUAAUAUCGGUGGACUGCAACAGUUUGCUACUGAGGUGUUCAAAGCAAUGAAUAUACCACAGAUUAGAAAUCCUUCUCUACCACCACCUGAAAAAAUGCCCGAGACUUAUUCUACCAAGAUUGCACUUUUGGGUGCGGGCCCUGCAAGUAUGAGUUGUGCUUCCUUUUUGGCUCGAUUAGGCUACUCUGAUAUCACUAUAUUUGAAAAACAAGAAUAUGUUGGUGGUUUAAGUACUUCUGAAAUCCCUCAGUACCGACUGCCAUAUGAUGUGGUGAAUUUUGAGACUAGGCUUAUGAAAGACCUCGGUGUGAAGAUAAUCUGUGGUAAAAGCCUUGUGGUAGAUGAAAUGACUCUCAGCACAUUGAAAGAAGAAGGCUACAAAGCUAUUUUCAUUGGAAUAGGCUUACCAGAACCCAAUAAAGACAAGAUCUUCAAAGGCCUGACACAAGACCAAGGAUUUUACACAUCCAAGGACUUUUUGCCACUUGUAGCCAAAAGCAGUAAAGCAGGAAUGUGUGCCUGUCACUCUCCAUUGCCAUCGAUACGGGGAGCCGUGAUUGUACUUGGAGCUGGAGACACAGCUUUUGACUGUGCAACAUCCGCUUUACGUUGUGGAGCCUGCCGCGUGUUUGUCGUCUUCAGAAAAGGCUUUGUUAAUAUAAGAGCUGUCCCUGAGGAGAUGGAGUUGGCUAAGGAAGAAAAGUGUGAAUUUUUGCCUUUCCUGUCCCCACGGAAGGUUAUAGUAAAAGGUGGGAGAAUUGUUGCUAUGCAAUUUGUCCGAACAGAGCAAGAUGAAACUGGAAAAUGGAAUGAAGAUGAAGAUCAGAUAGUCCAUCUGAAAGCUGAUGUGGUCAUCAGUGCCUUUGGCUCAGUUCUGAGUGAUCCUAAAGUAAAAGAAGCCUUGAGCCCUAUAAAAUUUAACAGAUGGGGUCUCCCAGAAGUAGAUCCAGAAACUAUGCAAACCAGUGAACCAGGAGUGUUUGCAGGUGGUGAUAUUGUUGGCAUGGCUAACACAACAGUGGAAUCAGUGAAUGAUGGGAAGCAAGCUUCUUGGUAUAUUCACAAAUACAUACAGUCACUCUAUGGAACUUCAGUUUCUGCGAAACCCGAGUUACCCCUCUUUUAUACUCCUAUUGAUCUUGUGGACAUUAGUGUGGAAAUGGCUGGAUUGAAGUUUAUAAACCCUUUUGGACUUGCUAGUGCAACUCCAGCUACCAGUACAUCAAUGAUUCGAAGAGCUUUUGAAGCAGGAUGGGGUUUUGCCCUGACCAAAACUUUCUCUCUUGAUAAGGACAUUGUGACAAAUGUUUCACCCAGAAUCACCCGGGGGACCACCUCUGGCCCUGUGUAUGGCCCUGGACAAAGCUCCUUCCUCAAUAUUGAACUCAUCAGUGAAAAAACGGCUGCAUAUUGGUGUCAAAGUGUCACUGAACUAAAGGCUGACUUCCCAGACAAUAUCCUGAUUGCUAGCAUCAUGUGCAGUUACAACAAAAAUGACUGGAUGGAACUUGCAAAGAAAGCUGAGGCUUCUGGAGCUGAUGCCCUGGAGUUAAAUUUAUCCUGUCCACAUGGUAUGGGAGAAAGAGGAAUGGGCCUGGCCUGCGGGCAGGAUCCAGAGCUGGUGCGCAACAUCUGUCGCUGGGUUAGGCAAGCUGUCCGGGUUCCUUUUUUUGCCAAGUUGACCCCAAAUGUCACUGAUAUUGUAAGCAUCGCAAGAGCUGCAAAAGAAGGUGGUGCAGAUGGUGUAACAGCCACCAACACUGUCUCCGGUUUGAUGGAAUUAAAAGCCGAUGGCACACCCUGGCCAGCAGUGGGCAUUGGGAAGCGGACCACAUAUGGAGGAGUGUCUGGCACAGCAAUCAGACCUAUUGCCUUGAGAGCUGUGACUGCCAUUGCUCGUGCUUUGCCUGGAUUCCCCAUUCUGGCCACUGGUGGUAUUGACUCUGCUGAAAGUGGUCUUCAGUUUCUCCACAGUGGGGCUUCAGUACUACAGAUCUGCAGCGCUGUUCAGAACCAGGAUUUCACUGUGAUUGAAGACUACUGCACUGGCCUCAAAGCACUACUUUAUCUGAAAAGCAUUGAAGAACUACAAGAUUGGGAUGGGCAAAGUCCAGCUACCAUGAGACACCAGAAAGGGAAACCUAUUCCUCACAUUGCUGAACUCAAGGGGAAGAAACUGCCGAGUUUUGGACCUUACCUUGAACAGCGCCGAAAAAUCAUAGCCGAGAACAAGAUUAAGUUGAAAGAACAAAAUACACCGUUCCCACCACUUGAGAGAAACCACUUUACCCCCAAAAAACCUGUUCCUGCAAUCAAGGAUGUAAUUGGAAAAGCACUGCAGUACCUUGGAACCUAUGGUGAACUGAGCAACAUAGAGCAUGUUGUGGCUAUGAUUGAUGAAGAAAUGUGUAUCAACUGUGGUAAAUGCUACAUGACCUGUAAUGACUCUGGCUACCAGGCUAUACAGUUUGAUCCAGAAACCCACCUGCCCACCGUUACUGACACUUGUACAGGCUGUACACUGUGUUUCAGCGUCUGCCCUAUUAUCGACUGCAUCAAAAUGGUUUCCAGGACAACACCUUAUGAACCAAAGAGAGGUUUGCCUUUAGCUGUGAAUCCCGUAUGUUAAGGUGAUUUGAGAAACAGUUGCUGUGACCUUAAAGGUGACCUACAUAUGCUAGUCUACUUAAUUGUUAUCAUUAUAUGCAGCACUUUCCAAAUUAAAACAAAUAUGUAAUUUCUAAAUAAAAAUAUAAAUCCUGAAUUUUUUUCUGAAUUAAAAAUAGAAGUGCAAUGCCAGUGACCAUUAAUGAUCACAAAGAUUUUUUUCCCCCUGAGGAUAAAUGUUAAAUAACUAUAUAGCAAUUUAAUUAGAUGUCAGUUGUCCAUUGUGAAAAAUGAUAACUGUUUUGUGGCAAUUAAUGCAACAAUAUCUGAAUUUCUUUAUGCUGUCCUCUGUCUUUGAUUUCUAAUUGUAAAUGAAAUUAAAUAUUUUAGAACAAAGUACAAUUUAACAUACAAGAAAAUGUUUCCAAGGAAACAAUUUAUCAUUAAAAAUUGCAUUUAAUUCUAACGCUGUUUCUAAGCAAAUGUAAUUAGCUCUAUAAAGCACAAAUGAAAAAGUGAAGUAAUUAUUUACUACAGCAGGAAAAGAAAAGCCAAAAAGGGCUUGCAAAACUUUUUGUAAGUCCCCACAGGACUUACUUCUUUAUAGUACCAGAUAUUAAAAAAGCCUGCGUAGUGAGUAACCCUUCAUAUCACUCUGUGCUAUUCACCAUUCAGGUCUGCCAUGGCUUUCCAAACUCCACCAAUGCAUCAACAUGACACUUUUCUUUAAAUAUUUAAGCUGUUUCCUACAAAACGAGAUGUUAGGAAGGUCUCUAGUUAAGUACUCUUUUGCUGUGCACAGAUCCUCUCUAUCUGCUUUUAAUAGUAACUUUCAUGAUUAUAGCAAUUAAUGUCUGAACAAAGUGACACUGUACAGCACUGGACCAUGUGUUUCAUUUUUCAAGAAUGAAAAACUGCAAUAUUGAUAAUACAUGAUAAGUGUGCAAAGCAUGCUAGGCUACUUUAUUUUAGUGUGUUUCAUUUCAAAAGUAAUAGAAUAAAAAUUAAUUUUAAUAGUUGUCAAUUGGUAUUUUUAUAUUUCUCUGUUUUCAUAAUCAGCAAGUAACAUCACGGAAAUUCAUUUAUCUCCUUGGCAUAUUUUAAUAUGAAUCUAUAAGUAGUAAAUCUUUAAUAAUCUAUGCCAUAUUUCCAUGACAAUUGCAGAUGUAAAAAAAUGAAAUGUUUGAUUAUUCACUUUCAGAAAUGCACAUUUACCAAAAAUCUGUAUGCCUGAGUAAUAUCGAAUAAAAUUUCAUAAAACAUUUUAA